GGGGACUGCCUGCCCCCAUGAGUACCAGGCUGUUGAGGCUAGGCCAUCUCCUUUUCACGUCCGUCCAUCUUGACUGAAGUUGGUGUGUCUGAUUCCAUACCAGAGGGCUCAGGAUGCUGUUGCUGCAAGCCCUUGUACUGCUAUUAGCCCUGCCUAGUCAUGCCCAGGAUGUUACUACUGAAGGGCCAGGAGUCCUGCUUCCCAUGCCCAAGGGGGCCUGUGCAGGUUGGAUGGCAGGCAUCCCAGGGCAUCCUGGUCAUAAUGGAACCCCAGGCCGUGAUGGAAGAGAUGGCACCCCUGGUGAGAAGGGUGAGAAGGGAGAUGCAGGUCUUGUUGGUCCUAAGGGUGACACUGGUGAAAUUGGAGUGACUGGGGCUGAAGGUCCCCGAGGCUUUCCAGGAACCCCAGGCAGGAAAGGAGAACCUGGAGAAGGUGCUUAUGUAUACCGCUCAGCAUUCAGUGUGGGACUGGAAACAAGGGUCACCAUCCCCAAUGUUCCCAUUCGUUUUACCAAGAUCUUCUACAAUCAGCAAAACCACUAUGAUGGCACCACUGGCAAAUUCCACUGCAACAUUCCCGGGCUAUACUACUUCUCUUACCACAUCACAGUCUAUAUGAAGGAUGUGAAGGUCAGCCUCUUCAAGAAGGACAAGGCUAUGCUCUUCACCUAUGACCAGUACCAGGACAAGAAUGUGGACCAGGCCUCUGGCUCUGUGCUCCUCCAUCUGGAGGUGGGCGACCAAGUCUGGCUUCAGGUGUAUGGGGAUGGAGACCACAAUGGAGUCUAUGCCGACAAUGUCAAUGACUCUACCUUCACAGGCUUCCUUCUCUACUAUGACACCAACUGAUCACUACUCAUUCUGAGCCUCCACCAGACCCAACAGUCAAAAAGUCAACUAAAGAACAGUCAACAAGCUUUCAGCAUAACAAAGAGAUUGGUUUUAUUGUCCAGUUUGAGGAUUCUAAACAUUAUUCAUUCAUUUACUCAUUCAUUCAUUCAUUUCAUCCAUUCAUCCAUCCAUCAAGUGUCUUUUCAUAAAGUCAUAUGCUGUGUUCGUAGGCCUGAAGAUGAAGUGGUUCCUGCUUUUCCAGAUCUCUUAUGUAGUGGCAAUAAUAGCAUAAUAAUAAUAUUCACUGGGGGAGCAUCACAUAUAUGACCCUGUAAUGACUGUCAGGAAGUAGAUGACAAUGCCAUUUUUUUUUGUUCCCACUGUGUCACUGACAUUCACGCCAACCCUUUAAGGUACACAGGAAACAUACUACUCUCCUCUUUUUAUAGCUGGGGUCCUGAGGGUGAGAGAGUUAUAUGGAUAUUAAGUGGCAGAGCUCAAAUCAAACCCAGAACCUUGGCCUUUUCUUACUAGACUGUGCUCCCUUUCAGAAGAACUAGCUUCUUUGGAGUAUUGGUAGGGGUCUGUUUCCCAUUUCACCUGAUGACCUCUGAACUCCUCAUCAGGUCAAGACUAUUCCCCAGCAGAACUCCCUCAGAGAAGGUGGUAGAUUCUAUGGCAGGUCCCAUCCCAGGAUGACCACACAAUGUCCUCUGCACUGCUCUGUACUUGCUCUUCUCUGUGCUUCUCCUCAUGCUCUUCCUUCCAACUGAGAAAACUGCUUCCAGUUUUCUCCACAGUUGAAUUCUUCCCUGUUCCUCAAGUCCACCUGACUAGGAGCUUCUCUAAUGUGCCAUCUAUUUCCUGCAAACAUUCCUUGCACACCGAGUCCUGGGUGUGGGAGACAUCCUCCCUCAAACUGGGGGCAACUGCUUGGUAAAGACAUCGUUCAUCCAUGAAUCCCUUGUAGGUCUUUGAUAAAUCCCUGAAGAAGACUGAUCUCCUGGAUCCCAUGUGUACCCAGAAUUAAUUCCAUCUUACUCUCUCCACUUAUCCAAAUUCUUAUCCAUAGAAACAUCUUUAAUUUAGGAACUCCCUGGUUUUAAGCAUCAAAUUCUUACUCAAAUGGAUAUCUUGAACUUUCCCAUCAAAGAAGGGGUGAUUAUGCUUUACAGAACACUUAUAGAAUUCUUCAAAAAGAUAACUUGAGCCUGAAAUGUAAAAUGUAUGGAGAAAUUUGGAAGUCAUUCUUUCUAUGGGUACUGGUAAGAUGGGGGAUGACUUGGGCCUCCUGAAUUUAUUCUUGUUCUUUAUGAAAUACAAGUAGUUGAUGGUGGUAAACAUUCUCUUGGGUUUUAGAAAAAGUAGUUAUAGCAUGUGUAUUAAUAUAGGAAUAGAAAACCUAUUUUUUGCUUACAGUUUUAAGUUCUGGAUGAUUCACUUUUAUAUGUAUGUUGUUUUUCAUUAAGUGAUUAUUAUUUCUACCUAUAAAACUUUGUCUUUUAAAGUACUUGCAUACCAUUAUUUUCUACAAAUAAAAUUACUAUCUAAAAACUAAAAGUAAAAGCACUUGCUGCACAUAAAUUGUGUUUUUAUUUCUGGAGGAAGGAAUGGGGUUUAAAGAGGGAUGAACUUUGGGUUAGUUAGGACACUAUGUUGUGAAUAACAGAAUACCCAAUCCAAACUAACACAAGGAAAACCAAAAGGUGUUCCUUUUUAUGAUAGAAAAUAGCUGUUCUGUUUUAGGUAAGGAAGCAAUGAAGUCCCUUUUUCUGUCUGUUCUUUCUCUCUACCUUCCAUAACGAGGCUUCACUCUCAGGAGCUGGAGAUUAUAGUUUGAGGCUCUGCCUUAUGAUGUCAAAAAGGAAUUAGCAGGGUUGGGGAUGUAGCUCAAUUGUAGUGUGCUUGCCUAGUAUGCUCAAGGUCUUGGGUUCAAUCCCCAGUACUGCGAAAAAAAACCAAAACCAAAACCAAAAACCAUAGCCUGCCCAGUUCUUAUAGCUUCAUAUCACACCAUCUGGUCAGAUGGAAAAUGUCAUUUCUGGUGGUUCCCAAAGAGAAGAGAGUACACUCUUUUCCAGAAGUCCUAGCAAGUAUGUACUUGUAUCUCAACAGCUCUGGCCAGGCUUGUGUGCCUAUCUCUGACCAAUCAUGGAAUCAGGAGCAUGGGAUAUGCUCAAAGACAAGUUCAAUUACGGCUCAAGAAAGGGGUAUUUAGAGAUAUUUUCCCUAAAGCAAAAUCUGGACACUAUUACCAGAAGUGCGAGAAUGGAUGACGGGUGUAUAUUAACACUUGUCCACAAGGAACUGUUAAUGUCAUACUUGAACUUUCUUUGGUUUCUUGGACAUUGCUAGAAAAUUACUAUUGGUUUUCUCUAAAAUUUCAACAAGUAGCUAAUGUCUAGCAAUGCUUACAGUCCCAUAUCUGGCUAGGGUGGGAUACUCACAGCACUAGAUAUGGUUCUGUGCUCACUCUUAAGUUCUUUGGGGAAGGGUCAUUUCCUUUUGGAACCAGAAACAGAGAGAAACACACAGAAACACAAUCUACAAAAUACCCCCUGAGAGAAAUUGUGACCACAACUUUAGGAUUGAUGGUCUUGUGAUGUCUUUAAGUAUGAUAAUUGUGUAGCUAUUUCUCUUCAGUUCUGACAGCCUUUGCUUGAUGUUUUUAGGAGCUCUGUUGUUAGGUACCUACAUGUUUAGUAUUAUGUCUUCUUGAUGAGUUUACCCUUUUAUCAUUAUAUAGACCUUUAUCUCUGAUAAUUUUCCCUGUUCUGAAGUCUACUUUGUCUAAAAUUAACAGAGGCACUCAAUUCUGUUUUGAUUCAUGUUUGGAUGUCAUGUCUUUUUCCAUCUUGUUACUUCAAAUAUAUCUGUAUUAUUAUAUUCAAAAUGUGUUUCUUUUAGGCUAUGCAUA
This is a messenger RNA of Sciurus carolinensis (gray squirrel), 3747 nucleotides long. It is a transcript of the gene Adipoq, whose product is annotated as adiponectin, C1Q and collagen domain containing. The transcript has 3 exons. Bases 114 to 848 code for a protein of 244 amino acids. Lineage: Eukaryota; Metazoa; Chordata; Mammalia; Rodentia; Sciuridae. Gene Ontology annotation, molecular function: protein binding. The record is from RefSeq and is a predicted model, not a curated record.